Messenger RNA from Orbicella faveolata, 453 nucleotides. Its product is annotated as peptidyl-prolyl cis-trans isomerase-like. Gene Ontology annotation, cellular component: cytoplasm. Lineage: Eukaryota; Metazoa; Cnidaria; Anthozoa; Scleractinia; Merulinidae. Gene Ontology annotation, biological process: protein peptidyl-prolyl isomerization; protein folding. The record is from RefSeq and is a predicted model, not a curated record. Gene Ontology annotation, molecular function: cyclosporin A binding; peptidyl-prolyl cis-trans isomerase activity.
GUGCCUGAUCGUCUACACUCAGCCCUUCCCUUUCACGAAGUUAUUCUGGCUAGAAUUAGCUUGUUAAUUCGUCGAUUUGUUUGCGCAGCUAUGGCUAGACCUAAAUGUUUUUUCGAUAUUACUAUUGGUGGUAAACCAGCUGGUCGUAUCGUCUUCGAGCUCAGAGCAGAUGUAGUUCCAAAGACUGCAGAAAACUUCCGUGCAUUAUGUACUGGUGAGAAAGGAUUUGGUUUCAAGGGUAGUUCAUUCCAUCGUAUCAUCCCAAAGUUUAUGUGCCAGGGCGGAGACUUCACCAGAGGAAAUGGGACUGGUGGCAAGUCCAUUUAUGGUGAAAAGUUUGCUGAUGAGAACUUUAUGCUAAAACACACUGGGCCAGGUAAGAUUUCAAUGGUUGUCAGUACUUACAAGUAUGACUGGAUGAACUGGUGUUGUCUCUAGUGUUUUAGCUUUGCA